AUGCCCGCACACUGGACGUACCCAGCCCAUAUUGCAAGCGCGGCGCAGUGCACACCUGUAUCCGCAGCACUCAAGGUCGCACGGCACGCCCAUUGCGGGCACGGAUGGCGCCACAUCCCUGCGUCCGACUCGCCGUACGCGCCGCUGCCGCCGGUAGACAUCCCGGCGCAGCAGCCAUGCGCUUGCCCGGGCGCUACGCCGCCAACGAGUGUGGACGUCGCGAGCGGCGAGCAGCAAGCGACACGCAUGGAUGCACUUACCAGUGCGUGGCCCGUCUGUGGACGAUGCAAGCAUGCACUUCUCGAGCAUGGACUGCUAUCGAACGAUCCUGCAGCGGAGCAAGUACGCCGCACAAAUGUCGCAGUGCGCAUGGACGAGCUUUUGGAAGACGAGCACAAGCUCCUGGAUUUCACGUACACGGACGCGGAUCUUGUCUCGCUCAAGAAGCAGAUUGGGUCGCUCGCGUACACACGCACGCCCAGCACGGUCAAACCGGCGCGACCUACGAAAAAGCAGGCAAAGACGCAUGCGCCGCUGCAUCGCACGAUUGUAAAUGCUGAUAAUUUCUGCACUCUCAACUACAUCUACCAACGCGCACACACGUUUGAGGUGCAUGCAGCACUGUCCAGGCAGCCUCAUAUUGCACGCUGGAGUCCGUCGGCGAUGCGCCAUUUUUUUGCGCUGGCCAAGCGCGCCGUGAUUCGCAUCGACCCGGCGAUCAAGCGCAGCGUGUGCAAGCGGUGCAUGCACAUUCUCAUCGAAGGUCUUUCGUGCUCGACACUGAUUUGGGGGGAGGGUGUGAUUGAACGGCGGUGCAGAUGGUGUGCGCAUGCACUUGUUACGCGCGCGUACGAAACGGGACUCCCGCCGGUGAAGCGGAAGCACCUGUCCCAAAAGCAGCGCAGGCGCCGCUGGCGCAGGCGGCAGCUUGCAUCUACACCCGCGCUGAUGCCCAGCCUUGUUCCGUACACGGAGCGCAUGCAGGGCACGCCGUGGGACGCACAGCUGGGGUCGUUCGGGGCCGCGGCGCCUUUGGUCCGGCAGGCGAUGGCAUCGCGUGGCGACCAUGUUGUGACCGUUGGCUUGAAACGGGGGGGAGUCGUGGGAGCGCAAGAGGCGCAUGAUGGGGAGACGUAG
This is a messenger RNA of Malassezia vespertilionis, 1137 nucleotides long. RefSeq names its product histone acetyltransferase. Lineage: Eukaryota; Fungi; Basidiomycota; Malasseziomycetes; Malasseziales; Malasseziaceae. The transcript has a single exon. Gene Ontology annotation, biological process: tRNA processing. Gene Ontology annotation, cellular component: nucleolar ribonuclease P complex. Bases 1 to 1137 code for a protein of 378 amino acids. The record is from RefSeq and is a predicted model, not a curated record.